Fomitiporia mediterranea MF3/22 is the source of this 497-nucleotide messenger RNA. RefSeq lists its product as uncharacterized. NCBI's taxonomy places the organism in Eukaryota, Fungi, Basidiomycota, Agaricomycetes, Hymenochaetales, Hymenochaetaceae. The record is from RefSeq and is a predicted model, not a curated record. The transcript is spliced from 2 exons. Bases 85 to 360 code for a protein of 91 amino acids.
CAUCAUCUCUUCGCGUUCGUUGAGCCCGAAACAAGACAUUCUAUACAUUGUCAAUCACUGUGUAAACCCUUUCUUUUCUACACUAUGGCCCGCACUUGGAAUGAUGCACUCUAUGGACCUCCGCCACGCUCAAAGCCGGUUAUAAAUGAGACGGUCGAGGCGGAGGAAGAGCCCGCAUACGAAUUCGAGAAUGAAUGCCGGUGCGACGAUCGGGAUCAAUCUCAGUCACAGCCUCACAGGUGCUUUAGUCUAUGGUGCACCCACAUCUUACCUCCUGAAAUACAGGCAGAGAUUCGUUUGAAUAGGAGUAUCGAAUACCGAGAUACUACUACAAAUCCAACGCCGCACAGAAAGAAGUGAGGAUUAACUCGGGUCGAUUCUAUACUACCUCUCGUUUACUAUCAUCUUACAUUACGAUCUUUCCUCCGCGUCAUGCCAUGUCAAACUACAUGUAACAUUACUAUAUACCAGUGGUUUACUGUUUACAUCUCAUUAGU